AUGGACGACGGCAUUGAGUCCGCGGCAGGACCGUCCUCGGCGGUCGCUGGCUCCUCCUCGUCAGCAAACAUCUCGCUGACGAACGUUCCCAUUAUACCAGGCGAAAGCUUCGACUGGGAGGCCUACACGUCUGCCUACACCGGUCAAGCGCGAGCCCAGCGUCUCAUGUACAUUGCACAGCACUGUCCAUCGCUACGUCAAACCUGUAGCAAGGCUGCUGCCGAAUACGUCAAGGAGCACACCAGAGAUGUGGCAGCUUACCAGGCCAUGAUUACCACGCACAACACAGAGCCCGAGACAGGCGAUCUUCUUCCAGCAUCACAACGCAUCGCAGCGGAUUCGGAAUGGAUCCAGUCGACGCAGCAGCGCAACAAUGCUGAACGCGAAAAGCUCGAGCUGGAGAUGCGCAAUUACCAGAACAAUCUGAUCAAGGAGUCGAUCCGCAUGGCACAUCGAGACCUCGGUGAUCACUUUUGGGAUACGGGUGAUCACCAGGAGGCGCUCAAGUCAUACACCAAGACGAGAGACUACUGCUCCACGACGGACCAUAUCAUCGAGAUGUGUAUGAACGUCAUCGAGGUGUCUCUGCGACUCAAGACCUUCACCAACGUUCAGACAUUUGUCAGCAAAGCGGAGGGAGUGCUGGAAUCAUACGUUCCAUCGGGAAGCGCGGGAGGGAGGAAGCUGAGCUCGUUGGGAGCGUCGAACAUUGCUCCUCCCGUCAGAGGUGCGUCGACUGCAGGUGCGGAUGCGAUCGGAGCGCUCUUUCGCGCUGGUGGCAGCUCAGCCGUGGCGACGGCUGCCUCGACGUCGUCCAGCGCCCAGGCCGGGACCAGCGGCGAAAGUGCAUCACAGGCCGCCGCGAGAAAAGUGGUCGCCGAAACAGGGGCAAAGCUUCGAGCAGCUGACGCUGUAGCGCUGAUGAGUCGCGGACUGUACGAGAGCGCAGCCAAGGUGCUACUCAACAUCGAUCCAGCACACAGCUCCUCCUUCUCGGACAUUGUCACUCCAUCCGACCUUUCGAUCUACGCCGCCCUCUGCAGUCUGGCUACGAUGGACCGGGCUGUUCUGAAAGCGCAAGUCAUGGAAAACAGCAAAUUCCGUGGCUUCCUCGAGUACGAGCCGUACGUCCGAGAGCUCCUCGAAGCCUUCAGCUCGGCACAAUUCAAAAAGGUCGAGGAGAUUCUCGACGAGCAUCAGGCACGCCAUCUCCUCGAUCCAUAUCUUGCACCGCACGUGCAAACCCUCAGGACAAGGUUGACCCGGCGAGCACUACGUCAAUUCUUCACACCGUUCGACAGGAUCAACAUCUCGCGCAUGGCAGCCGCGUUUGGCUGGACGGAGAAGCACAUGUCGGAGGAGCUGGUGGCAUGCAUCCAGAGAGGCGAGUUCAAGAACCUGCCAGGCAAGGCGGCCGAGGUGGGCGACGCGAGGAUCGAUGCGAUCAGUCAGACGCUCGAGUAUCGAACGAAGGACCCGCGCAGGGCGGUGUUCGACUCGGCUCUGGAGCUGGGAGACAAGCGAUGUAAGGAGACCAAGCGGCUGCUGUUGCGGAUGAAGCUGGUUGAAAACGGGGUGGUUGCCAAGGCGAGCCGGUCUCACAGCGGGGAUGCUUAA
Molecule: messenger RNA, 1617 nt
Organism: Kalmanozyma brasiliensis GHG001
Lineage: Eukaryota; Fungi; Basidiomycota; Ustilaginomycetes; Ustilaginales
Product: Proteasome component (PCI) domain protein
Exons: 1
Coding region: 1-1617 (538 amino acids)
Cellular component (GO): COP9 signalosome
Source: RefSeq, a predicted model, not a curated record